This is a messenger RNA of Oryzias latipes (Japanese medaka), 2626 nucleotides long. RefSeq names its product 2,3-bisphosphoglycerate mutase (gene bpgm). Gene Ontology annotation, molecular function: intramolecular phosphotransferase activity. Gene Ontology annotation, biological process: glycolytic process. The record is from RefSeq and is a predicted model, not a curated record. Lineage: Eukaryota; Metazoa; Chordata; Actinopteri; Beloniformes; Adrianichthyidae.
UGAUUGGUUAAUCGUGACGCCAAUCAGGAACCUGAUGGGUUGGUUGUUGUGGCCUGCAAGAACCGUCAAUAUUAAAGAGAAUCGGGGUUUUAUCCCACGAAAACCCUCUUAUUAGAUCUCGGAUGUCCAAGUUCUCACUCCUUCUGUUGAGGCAUGGAGAGGGGGCCUGGAACAAAGAGAACCGGUUCUGCAGCUGGGUGGACCAGAAGCUGAGUGAAGAUGGGGUGAAGGAGGCCCGGGACUGUGGCAGGCUCUUGAAGGAGCAAGGCUACCAGUUUGACAUGGUGUUCACCUCUUUACUCAGCCGCUCCAUCCAUACGGCAUGGCUGGUGCUUGAGGCUAUGGGGCAGGAGUGGGUUCCUGUAGUCAAAUCUUGGAGACUCAAUGAACGCCACUACGGAGCCCUCAUAGGACUCAACCGGGCCGAGAUGGCUCAGAAACAUGGAGAAGAAAAGGUCAAGUUGUGGAGAAGGAGCUAUGAUCUCACUCCACCUCCCAUUGAUGAAUCCCACCCUUACUUCCUGGAGAUCUACAGCGACCGCCGAUACUCCACCUGUGAUGUUCCAAACGACAAACUUCCCAAAUCUGAGAGCCUAAAAGAUGUGUUGGGCAGGCUUUUGCCAUAUUGGAACGGCACUAUAGCCCCAGAGAUAAGGAAAGGCAAGACUGUACUCAUAUCUGCUCAUGGAAACAGCUGCCGGGCGCUGCUGAAACAUCUGGAAGGUAUAUCAAAUGAGGACAUCGCCAAAGUGACCUUACCCACAGGGGUACCAGUGCUGCUGGAGCUGGAUGAGAACCUCCGACCUUUGACACCCCGCCUGCUGUUGGGAGACCAGGCGGAGAUCCAGGCAGCCAUUAAAAAGGUGGAGGACCAGGGAAAAGCCAAACCGUCAAACUGAACACAUAAAUGUUACUCAUUGCCUAAAAACGCUGAGGACCGUUUAGCCUGACCUGUAAAAAAAAUACACAAAACUUGAACGAAUGAUAAAGUAACAGUAGGCAAUAAUAACAGGAUUUAAUUGGAAGGAAUAAGCUAAUCGAUGUGGGUCUCAAAUUUUAAGCCGCUGUAUAUCUGUGAGUUGACCGGAUUGGAGUACAAACAGUACGCAUCCUGUUAGGAAAACAUGGAAACUGUAGAUGUUUUUGCACUGUGUUCUGUUUGUAUACACGGAUGAACUCUGUCUUAUUUGUGAGAGUUCCUACUUCUUCCUUUUAGUGAGCCGUUAGGGGAUUAUUUAUUUAUUUAUUUAUGGAUUUCCCACCUCAACUAACUCAUUUCAAGUUAAUUAGCGUGAGAUGCUAAAAUCCGAGGAAAAUUGUUUCAGAACCAUCUUUUUUAGUCGGUUACAUUGAUGUUAAAUGUCUGCCCUAAACUUUAAACAGGUUAGUUUGUGCUGAGAGAAUGUUCAUUUGGCAAAAACACAUCCGCUGUCUGUCUACCACUGAUUGUUUGGCUGCUUCAAAAACAGCAGGAGGAAUCUGUUUUCUCAAUGUUGGUUCUCGCUCAUCAUGGGGAUCCGAAUAGCUAAGUCAGCUCAAAGUUUGUUUGUUUUUUCCAUUUAAGAACUAAACUCAUAAAAAGCUGAACAGAUAUUUGUCUUUGUGAGCAUCAGAACUUACACUACCUCCUUCUGGGUUUCACUCAGGAUUCGCUCUAUCUGCCUUUAUUACCACAAUCAGGAACCAGCUCUCCAAACCUCUUUGUGCACAUUUAUAGUAAAACCCAUCCCUAUUAACUUCAUUUAACAAACAAAUUAAAUAUGGUUAAUAAACAGACUAGAUAUCCCAACCUGUCAAUGAGAUUUGCCAAUCUAGAUGUAUGUGAAAUAGAUUGCAAGUUCUCUCAAGCAAACUUCUGAGGCAGACAAAAUCUGGUAAUUUAUGAAACAAAAUACUAUUACUUUGUUCCGGUACUAACAUUUAAAGAUUGAGAGAAUUUUUUUCUGACAAAGGAAAUUGGUUAAAAAAUGAAUAAGCUGUGAGGCACAGAAAUGCUGCAGAUGAACAAAGCUUCUGAAAUACGUCUGUAUCUGAAUUUCUGUUUCUGUUCUGUAUGUUUAAAGUAUGCUCGCUAUGGUGCAGACAUUACUGAAACACUGGGUUAAAGUGCAUUGGUAUAACUAUAUUCAUGUUAUGCAUACAUGAUGGGUAUUACUUGAGAAUUCAAAGAGAAGUCUUUAGUUCAUCUAUUUUGGUCAAUGUAGUUUUGUAAAAAUGUUAAGUUAAACGUUGGACUCACUUUACUGUAAUAAACUAAAGGAGUUGGGAUUUAGAUUUUUUUGGUUUAAUAACAAGGUUGAAUAUGUUACAAACUGCCAACAUAACAUCAUAAUAUUUAUUUUUACUUUUGACAAAGAAUAGAUAAAUAUGGGAAGUGUUAUUGCUGAAGUGUAUGUUUGAUCUUUUUUUAAGUGUUUUAGUAAAAAGCUGUGCCACUAUCUCGUCACACUUCCAUCUAAAUGUUGUUUUAGUCAAAUUGACCAUUCGUUUGCUAGCUCCUAUAAGAACAUUCAUACCAGGUUUGUGGGUGGGGAACACUGAUAUUAGUAUUACGUCUUUUUUUUUUGUCAUCAGUUUGGUUUUGUUUGAUGAAAUAAACAGAACUUUCUGGAAGUUGCUAAGCAUU